UGAAACUGUCUUUACCUCGGUUCAGAAAGGAGCUGGGUAGUACAUCUGCUUCAACCUGACUGACAAUAACAAUACAUCUGCUUCAACCUGACUGACAAUUGCGUAGUUGUAUCCAGAUACAUUUUCGUUCUGCAUUUGGGGCUCGGUGGAUUAUUAAAUGUAUUCGGUUUGGACUUAUGUUUUCUCUCACCCGUUGUGGGCGGUAUCGACGGUGAUUUUGGGACUUGUCUUGCGAUCACAGCGGAGAGGGUCGUGGGAUCCGCGCGCCUGUCUGGUGCAACUGAAGGGCAAGACAGCCAUAGUUACUGGAGCUAACACAGGGAUAGGGAAGUUCAUUGCCCUUGACUUUGCCCGGCGCGGGGCUCGUGUCAUAAUGGCGUGCCGGAGCGAGGCUCGCGGUAGCGUCGCCCUGCAGGAGAUCCGUAAGCGGAGUGGGAAUGCCGACGUGCACCUGCGUCUGGUGGACACCUCGUCCCUGGCGUCGGUGAGGGCGUUCGCAGAGGGCGUCCUGCGAGAGGAGAAGGAGCUCCACAUACUGGUCAACAACGCCGGGGCUUCAGGCUUGCCUAGAGAUAUCACCUCAGAUGGGCUCGAGGUGUCCUUUGCUACCAACCAUGUGGGUCCUUUCCUCCUCACCAACCUGCUUCUGGACCUGCUGAAGCAAUCAGAACCGGCACGCAUCGUCAACGUGUCAUCCGUGAACCACUGGAGGGGUAUGGUUGACUUCUCGCACUUCAAGGGCAAGAACCUGGGCUACACUAUGGACAGUGUGUACAACCACACCAAGCUGCACAACGUCAUCUGCACUAACGAGCUGGCGCGAAGGCUACAAGGAACAGGGGUGACAGCUAACUCCGUCCACCCCGGGCUGGUGAUGACAGAAGUGAUGAGACACUACAACUUCAUGGUUCGGUUCCUCUUCAACAUGAUCGGAAUAUUCUUCUUCAAGUCUUCUGAGGAAGGGGCAGUGAGCACCAUCUACUGUGCGGUUGCCGUGGAGAUGGAGGGAAUAACAGGGAAGUACUUUGACAGUGACUGUUCCCUGGUUCUCCCUGCUCCCCUGGCCCGAGACCCCGCCCUCGCAGUAAAGGUCUUUGAGUUCUGCGAGAGAUUGACAUCCAAGUUCUGAGGGAGCGAGAGUUUUUCUUGAAGUGUUUUAUUCAAUAGCAGACAAGUAAAAUAUAGUGUAAGGUUUUAUAAUCUGUGAAGGAUACCUAUAAAGUUUUUUUUGUGUUUAUUUGUGCGUCUUCAGUGUUGUAGAGUCACCUAACAGCUCAGACACACCAAUAAUGUUUGCCGUAGGUCAUGUGAUAUUUUCAGCUGACUGUAUUUUCCUUCCCUGUGAGUAGGGACCUGCGUUUUGGUUAAUCAUGUAAUAAGACCUGGAAUUUUAACCUUUUAUUUUAAGCCUUUUCCAGAAAUGAGAAGUAGACCAAAAAUGAAAGCAAUUGUCUGAGGAUGGUGCUGGACCAUCUGAGAAAAGGGGACAGUUGUCAUGUGUUGCUGCUAUGCUAUGUUGUUGUUAUCUUAGGUCUCUAUGUAGUGCUGUCUCUCGUCGGGAUGUGUGUUUUGUCCUAUAUUAUUUCAUUUAUUUUUAAUCCUAGCCCCUGCAGGAGGCCUUUUGGUAGGCCAUCAUUGUAAAUAAGAAUUUGCUCUUAACAGACUUGUCUAGUUAAAUAAAAAUGAAAUAUAAAUGGUUAAAAUUCAGGUCAUGUGACGUGAUUAACCCAAAGACAGGGCCCUAACUAUGAGGUGUGUGUGUUAAUGCGUGCUUGUGUGUGAAGAGGGAAUUAUGUCAAUAAACUUACUACCAGCAA
Messenger RNA from Salmo salar (Atlantic salmon), 1817 nucleotides. RefSeq names its product retinol dehydrogenase 12. NCBI's taxonomy places the organism in Eukaryota, Metazoa, Chordata, Actinopteri, Salmoniformes, Salmonidae. The record is from RefSeq and is a predicted model, not a curated record.